CUUGGCUUUGUCUAAAGAAGGUAAACCAAAACACAUCAUACUGCUUCCAGAAUGAGUGGAUUCAGGACUUUGGAUUUUAUCAAACCGCUCAGCUCUCUCAUCCCAGAGGUUGAGCUACCAUACGAAAAGGUUGUCUUUGAUGAAAAAAUCGUCUACACCAUUGGUGCUGCUGCUAUCUACUUGUUACUUUCUCUCCCACUCUCUGGAGUGAACCCAAACAAGAUCGCAGAUCCUUUCUACUGGGUACGUUUGCCAUUUGCUUCAGAAGCUGGUACUUUGCUUGAAUUUGGUGUUCUUCCGAUAGUUACUUCUGCAUUCUUGUGGCAAAUCUUAUCUGGGUUCAAAUUCAUUAAAGUAAACUUCACAAACAUUUAUGACAGACAAUACUUCCAAUCGUUGCAGAAGGUUUUUGCAGUUUUGAUUGCUAUCGUCUACGCAUCUCUUCUUGCCAUUUCAGGCUACUUCCAACCUAUCGAUGCAUUCGCCAAGACCGCAGCAACAGCAGGUGCUACUUUCUGGGCCAACACCUUAAUCGUUUGUCAACUUGGCACUGCUACCGCUAUCAUCUGUUUAAUGGUCGAGCUACUUGAGAAAGGUUACGGUUUCGGUCCUGGUGUUAUGGCUUUUAUUGCAGCCAAUGCCGCCACUAAAUUAUCGGGUUCAUUGUUUGGUAUUCUUUCUAACCCAGCAACCCUAGAAUCCAAUGGUGUUGUUAUUCAAUUGUUCAGGAACAUUUUCAACAAGCCAUUUACAAAUGCCAUUUAUGACGUUUUUGCUCGUUCAGGUGAAGCUAACUUCAUUCAAGUUUACUUGGUCAUAGGCGUAUUAGGUUUAGUUUCAUACCUUCACCAUUUUCGGAUGGACGUCUCCAUCAAAUCUUCCAAGGUGCGUUCAAUGGUCUCAAACUAUCCAAUUCGUCUAUUCUAUUGUGGUGGCCUACCAAUCUUGUUCUCUUACUCCUUACUUUACAAUGCCAACAUCUUGACGUUCUCAUUGACAAAGAUUUUUGGAGGCUCCCCAUACCUUGCUUCAUGGGAGAUUGACCCAUUCUCAAAGAAAACUUAUGAAUUAACAUCAGGUCUCCUAUAUUUCCUAUCAACUUCAAACUCUGCCUGUUGUGUUUAUUUCAACAUUCUCAGAAUUGUUGCAUUCACGUUGUUUGUCACUAUAACUUCCGCAACAUUUGGUCGUUACUGGUACGCAAUGAGCGGAUCCAGCGGUAAGGAACUUGCCAAGCAAUUCAAGGACCAAGAUAUUGUUGUUGUGGGUCAUAGAGAUGCUACUGUUGGCAAAGAAUUGAACAAAAUGAUUUCAUCUGCCUCAGUUAUCGGAGCUACGCUUCUAGGUGCUAUUAUCGGAUUUGCAGAGUCAUCAGGUCUUGCCAAGGGUUUGGUUGCUGGUGUUGUGGUUGGUGUAUUGUGCUCACUCAGUUUGUUAGAGCAAGUCAUGAGUGAAUUUCAACAAAGUGGCGCAGCUAAUUCACAGUUCUCGCAAGUCUUCGGCGUUUAAAUUGAUGGUUCUGAGUACUCAGACCUUAUGCACCUCAUAAGAAAACCUAAGAUAACAAAGCGAAACAAAAAUAACAAAGUAAAAAGAAAAUCAUUAUUCACCCUCCGUCAACUCUGUACUCUCUUUUUCUAUACUAUAAUACAUUUAGAAAAUUUAUAAUUAAUCCCCUCAAAAGUUUAUCUCUCACAUCA
Messenger RNA from Pichia membranifaciens NRRL Y-2026, 1700 nucleotides. RefSeq lists its product as hypothetical. Gene Ontology annotation, cellular component: Sec61 translocon complex; membrane. Gene Ontology annotation, molecular function: signal sequence receptor activity; transmembrane protein transporter activity; ribosome binding. The transcript has a single exon. Gene Ontology annotation, biological process: post-translational protein targeting to membrane, translocation; SRP-dependent cotranslational protein targeting to membrane, translocation. Lineage: Eukaryota; Fungi; Ascomycota; Pichiomycetes; Pichiales; Pichiaceae. Bases 52 to 1509 code for a protein of 485 amino acids. The record is from RefSeq and is a predicted model, not a curated record.